UAUGUUGGUAUUGCUAUUGGGCAAGGUUCAACAUUUCAAACUUUGAAACUUCAAAAGUUACGUGUUUUUUUAUUUGUUUAUUUCCACUUGCAACAGUUUUAUUUUCUAAAUAAAAGAAAAUGAUAAGGUUACUGACAAAAUCCCUAAAAGGAUUAGGACAAAUACCUCCAAAGAGAUCAAUUGCAUCCCUUGCAGCACUGCCAGACACAUACCAAAUGUUGUAUAAAACUUGCCGGGAUUUCGCCGAGCAGGAAUUGAAGCCAAAUGCUGCCAAAUUUGAUAGAGAACAUUUGUAUCCAGGAGAUGCUAUUAAAAAAAUGGGAGAACUAGGUCUUAUGGCUAUAGCGACCCCUGAAGAUCUUGGAGGGUCUGGACUGGACUAUCUAGCAUAUGCAAUUGCUCUUGAAGAGAUAUCCCGUGGUUGUGCAUCAGCUGGUGUAAUAAUGUCAGUAAACAAUUCCCUAUACCUUGGUCCAUUGAUACAUUGGGGCACUGAGAAACAAAAGAAGGAAUUCGUAACACCUUUUUGUACGGGAGAUAUUGUUGGCUGCUUUGCUCUGUCAGAACCAGGAAAUGGUUCCGAUGCAGGGGCUGCUUCAACCACCGCUAAAGACUCUGGCGACAAAUGGACUUUAAAUGGCACAAAAUGCUGGAUAACAAAUGGAUAUGAGAGCAAAGCAUCUGUUGUAUUCGCCACUACAGAUAAGAGUCUGAAACAUAAAGGCAUAUCUGCAUUUAUAGUUCCGAAACCAAUUAAAGGCUUGGAGUUAGGAAAGAAAGAAGAUAAACUUGGUAUAAGGGGUUCGUCAACUUGUUCAUUGAUAUUUGAAGACUGCGUCAUUCCUAAAGAGAACAUAUUGGGAGAUCCAGGGAUGGGUUUCAAAAUUGCUAUGAUGACCCUUGAUGCUGGCAGAAUUGGGAUUGCAGCUCAGGCUCUGGGAAUAGCCCAGGCGUCAUUGGACGUAGCGGUAGAUUAUGCAUCAAAACGCACAGCAUUUGGUAAACCAAUCAUGAAGUUACAAGCAAUCCAGGGUAAGAUAGCGGACAUGGCUCUCCGGCUAGAGUCGGCGAGACUGUUAACAUGGAGGGCCGCGUGGUUAAAGGAUAAUAAGAAACCGUUUACUAAGGAAGCAGCCAUGGCCAAGCUAGCCGCUUCUGAGGCGGCUACGUUCGCGUCACAUCAAUGUAUUCAGGUGCUAGGCGGCAUGGGCUACGUAUCCGACAUGCCUGCUGAAAGACAUUACCGAGAUGCCAGAAUCACUGAAAUAUAUGAAGGUACCUCAGAGAUUCAAAGGUUGGUGAUCGCCUUACAAGUAGUCAAGGAAUAUGGACUUUAACGCGGAAAUUCCUCAUAUUUGUUGUAUUUGUACGAGUUUUUGGAAGACUUUUGAAAUUUCUUUUACACUUAUAUAUCAAAUAAGAACCUUUGUACUCAUAAAUUUGAAACAAGCCUAUAUUUAAGAAAAAUGUUUUAUUAAGGUAGCUUAUACUUUACUAAAGAUUUGAUAUCUUUAAACUUAUCUUAUUUUUCGCCAUAAAUUCCGAGUUUUAAUUUUUUUUCGUGAAUCUUCAUGUAUUUUUAAUAAAACAAUCGCUUUAGUGCGAAAGCAAACAAAACGUAAUAAAAAAGUCAACAUACUACAUAAUAACAUAUGUUUCACUGAUCGAUUUUCUUUAUGGACAAGUAGGCGAUCAGCCUUCUGUGUACUGCCAGACAUUUUUUUUAUUGUCCCCACCGGGAUCGAACCCAGGACCCGUCGGUUCUACGCUCACGCGUUUACCACUACACCAAGGAGGCGGUCAUACAAAACGUAAUAAGUAUUUGCUAUUAUUAAUGAUUAUCUUUUUCACAAAAAACAAAUCUUUUUACAACCCACUUUUUAUGCAACUAGAAUAAGGUAUUAAGAUCAUUUUUGUAGCAUUAUAUUUUAAGUGUAUGGAGAUUAUAUUCUUGUAAAAUAUUUAUCAAUCUAUUGAUUGAAGAAGGCUAUAUACGUAGCACGGGCGAAGCCGGGCGGACCUCUAGUGUAUUAUAUUUUAACAAUAACAUACCAACGUUUUGGUUAGCUAUCCUAGUUUAGUAAAAAAUAAA
Molecule: messenger RNA, 2092 nt
Organism: Zerene cesonia (dogface butterfly)
Lineage: Eukaryota; Metazoa; Arthropoda; Insecta; Lepidoptera; Pieridae
Gene: Arc42
Product: short-chain specific acyl-CoA dehydrogenase, mitochondrial
Exons: 5
Coding region: 120-1337 (405 amino acids)
Biological process (GO): butyrate catabolic process; fatty acid beta-oxidation using acyl-CoA dehydrogenase
Cellular component (GO): mitochondrion
Molecular function (GO): flavin adenine dinucleotide binding
Source: RefSeq, a predicted model, not a curated record